AUGGCUCUUUCAAAACUUACCGAUCCUCCUGAUAGAGCCAUGAGGUUUCAACUGGAAGAGAUGCAGGGAGAAAGUGCCUUGUGGUAUAUGGGUCUUACCGAAAUUAGAGAUCAAGUCGGUGCCCUUAGCGAUUUACAGGCCUUGAAACGUGUCAGCACGCGGAAACCGAAGGCAGCGAACUCAGCAAAUUUGCAAGCGUCCCAGUCACAAACUCGACUUCAGUCGAAUUCCGCCGUCAAUCAAACAAGAGUUAUCAGCAUCGAAGAGAUAUCCGACCACUCCGAAGGGGAGGAUGAUUUUCAAACCUACGAGAAACCAGAUUCAGAUGCGUCGGAUUCGGAAGAGGAUCCGACUCUAAUCCAGCGUUCAAAGCCUUUAGCACCGGUAUAUAUACGCGACCUCGUCUCUGGCCUUAGAGACAGUGAAAACGCUGAACGGUAUAGCCUGGCGAUCUCCACGGCACCGGGUCUCAUCCGUCGCAAAGCUGCGUUUGGCACAGAAAUUCUUGAAAAUGCCAACGAGCUCGCUUUAAAUCUAGUUUCUCUCCAAGAUAAAUAUGACAUAUCGAACUUUCAUGAGCGUCGGAUGGAAAGCCUUAUCGCCCUUAUCGUCGUCCUCCCGUCCCAAAUGGGACGGUGGAUGGCCCACUCUCUCUUUAACGUCGACCUUUCUUUAGGUCAUCGAUCAUCUAUUCUAGUCGCACUGGGAUUGGCUGCUAGAGAGCUUGCUGGGUUUGGGGAUGAGGAUGCAAAGGCCCUAGGACUGAGUCCACAGUCCAACCUGACAUUCCCAUCUAAAAAAUUACCACAGCAUUUAGAAUCCAUCUAUGGCUCGCCCCAAUCAUCAAUCGAAACCAUAUCAAACCGAAUCUCACAAAAUAUCCUAGAGCCUUUGGCUCUGAAUGCGGCGGACACGUUGACGGGCCCGAAUAUCAUGAAACUCCAACCCCUAUCCUCCAAUGCCACGGAAGACAGACGACAAAGGGAGCUGAAAUCAAAACGAAAGCAGACGACCAUACCAAAAGAGAUGUACACAACCCUGACAGAUUCGUUUCUUAUGCCGUUACUGGGAGAAUUCGGUGUGAUGAUGUACACGAUGCGGUGA
Uncinocarpus reesii 1704 is the source of this 1104-nucleotide messenger RNA. RefSeq lists its product as uncharacterized. NCBI's taxonomy places the organism in Eukaryota, Fungi, Ascomycota, Eurotiomycetes, Onygenales, Onygenaceae. Gene Ontology annotation, biological process: protein stabilization; telomere maintenance via telomerase. Gene Ontology annotation, cellular component: cytosol. The record is from RefSeq and is a predicted model, not a curated record. Bases 1 to 1104 code for a protein of 367 amino acids. Gene Ontology annotation, molecular function: telomeric repeat DNA binding; Hsp90 protein binding. The transcript is spliced from 2 exons.